This is a messenger RNA of Lates calcarifer (barramundi perch), 5019 nucleotides long. RefSeq lists its product as uncharacterized. The record is from RefSeq and is a predicted model, not a curated record. Gene Ontology annotation, molecular function: endothelin B receptor binding; hormone activity. The transcript has 4 exons. NCBI's taxonomy places the organism in Eukaryota, Metazoa, Chordata, Actinopteri, Centropomidae. Bases 701 to 1150 code for a protein of 149 amino acids. Gene Ontology annotation, cellular component: extracellular region. Gene Ontology annotation, biological process: vein smooth muscle contraction; regulation of systemic arterial blood pressure by endothelin; intracellular calcium ion homeostasis.
GUGGACUCCACAAGGAGAUCCCUCAGGGGGGAAAGAGAGAGAAGAGAGAUUACUAGGAGAAGAGGAAAAGCAGCAGAGAGAUGGACUGAGACAGAACCAGAGCUGAGUGAGACCACAGUGAGAGACACAGCCAGCACGGGACUGUGACACAGGUCAAUACAGGCGGAGGAGGCUAUGAUUAAUGACAUUCAAGCUGUGGUGGUGUCUGCAGAUCCAGCCUCCCCAUGUGUAUCCUCCUCCUCCUUCUCCUCCUCCUCCUCCUCCUACAGUUCACUCCUCUCCAUCUGUUAUGAUACAGCUCAACACGACUGUGCUUUCAACCCGUCACAUUGUCCUCCCUCCAUCUGGAGACUACAGCAGCCUGUGGAGCCCCUUAGGAUACAGUUCUACACCCUGAACCAGGGCUUAGUUCAGCACCGCACUGGGGUGGCAGCUGUCGCAGAUUUCAACACUGACCUGACUGGAUCAAAUAGACAUUUUUGGUGUGAAAUUUUCCUUUUUAUUCAGUGUUGACUGGGAACAUUUAAGCUCAGGUGUUUGAUUCACCAAGACCUUUUUUCUGCCCUGUGAUUGAAAGGUGUUGUAAAUAUCUUUGGGCUUUUCCUGCUGUUGGAAGAAGGGAGCUGCUGUGAGGAAUUUUACCUGAGGACUGAGGUGCUUUGGCCAGAUUUCUCACCUGGACACAGAAGAGACAAACAGGAUGGACUUCACUUACUGUUGGCUCCUCACCACAACUCUGAUGUUGUUCCACCAAUAUCAAGCUUCUACCCUCUCUGUUACAAGCCCUGCGGAGGAGGAGGGCCCCCUGGCGCAGCUCACCCACACAGCCCACCGGAGAGAGAAACGCUGCUCUUGCGAGAACCAGAAGGACAAAGAGUGCAUUUUUUUCUGCCACAUUGGCAUCGUCUGGGUCAACACCCCGAGCCAUGUGGUUCCUUAUGGAUUCGGAUCGGUGCGACUCAGGAGGGAGCUCGGCCGCUGCGUCUGCACGGAUACACAGGACGCCAAGUGUAUGAACUUCUGCUCUGUCCCGACACAAACAGAAGGGGAAAAUGCUGUAGUGAAGAGGACGACCGACAAACAACUGAAGAGAUACAGAGCUGCAUUCUGGGAAAAAAGGAGCCGACACGCACUCAAACACCAGACCUGAGAGAGCGGAGGCACCACAGUAACACCAGCUCCUCUGAAACAAAGCCCUUUACAUCAGAAAUAACGAUCUUGGACCCUUUCGUUCGUCUGGCUGCCCUGACGGCAGUUUGGACCUGUACAGUGUUUAUGUAAAUGUAAUGAUGGUGACGUAUUAGAUAGGUGUGCUGACCACUGACAAGCUCAUCUUUUCUCUGUAUCCAAAGCAGCAUAAGCAGGAGUUCAGUGUCCUAGUCAGACAUUUAACCUUUUCAGGGAGUUGAAGGAGUUGAACCUGUGACCUUUCUGUUACCGGAUGAUCUCAGCUGAUUUGUGGCGCUGAGGGACGGGAAAACAUUUCAGCAGUUAAGUCACAGCAGCCUUGAGGAGAAAGGCCCAGAAAUUUACAACUUUUUUUGCUUUUUAAAUUCUAAAUUCUUCCCGGAAAUAUUCUGUGCAAUCUGUUUCUAAUCCACAGUCAAACACAGCUCUGGUGUUGUUGCCUGAAAACCUCACAUCUCCACAAUCCCAAAACCUUUUGUGUUUGUCCAAAUGAGUCUCAGAGGUUUUUCUGAGGCCAAGGUAAAUAUGGUAAAAUACUGAACACACAGAUGAGUCUUGAAAGUUGUUUGAUGAAGGUGAACACAGCAGCAUGGUGGUGAACUGUUUUAAUCUGUGUGUUCACAUACGUCACCUGUGAUAUGAGAUUUGACAAAAGGCUGUCAGAGAGCAUUGACCCCUGUGAUAUAACUUCUAUUCCAUUCUAUUUCUGUCUUCUACAAAUUUAUUAGAAAGGUCAUAAUACUGUAUGGUAGUUAAUCAAACUGCAGCUCAUGGAACUUCACUGCAACUUCACAAAGAGAUGUCAGAAUACUUCCCUAAGAUUUAAUAUGUAGAUUUUGUUUUCCAAGAUUCUUUGGAGCAGUUUCAACACCAUGCACAAUUUAUUAGAUUUGUUAGGUUUUUCCCCAGCUGUGAGCUGCCCCCCUGUUUCCUCUGCUCUGUGACAGAAAAGUGUCCUUCAACCGCACACUGAGAAAUCCAUCCGUAUUUAGUCUGGAUACUUUACUGUGUCACUUUUCUGGGCUGAACACACUUUAAGGUUAAAAUCUGCUCAGAAUCAGUGGGACGUUUGUUUCACAGCAUAUUGAAAUGAGAUGAACAUCGUUAUAGCUUCGAAAAGUGGCCGUUAGGUACAACCUCAUCAUCAUAUGCCUGAGCUGUGAUCUGUUAGAGGUCAAACCUGUUGCACCUGUGACAGUGAGGCUGGUCAGGGCAGGUCGUCCUCCCUCUGUCUCUUCCUCUGAGCUUCCCCCUCACUUUGCCUCCAAGCACAAACCGUCCCAGGGUGUCAUCACUUCUUGAGAUGUGUCUGAAAUAGUGAAGUUUCCUUUCAGUUCCAUGCCAGUCCAGGCUUCUCUGUGUGGAGUUUGCAUGUUCUCCCCGGGUUCUCUCCGGGUACUCCAACUUCAUCCCAUAGUCCAAACACAUGCAGGUUAACUGGUGACUCUAGAUUGAUUGGUGUGAAUGUGAGUGUGAAUGGUUGUUUGUCUCUAUAUGUCAGUCCUGUGAUAGACUGGUGAUCUGACCAGGGUGUACCCCAACUCUCACCCAAUGUCAGCUGGGGUUGGCUUCAGUCCCUGCGACCCUCAAGGAUAAGCGGGAUGGAUGGAUUAUAUUCUUAGAAUCUGUCUGUAUGACCAUAUCUCAGAUCUGUCACCUUCAUUUCAUCAGCUACUUUAAAAGUCUAUGUCUCACAGCCGUACAACGCUAUGGACCAGACAGCAUUCCUGACAAGUCUGAUGUGUCACUGUGUGAUUUAGUUCUCAGCUAAUCAGUUCUGAGGUAUGAAAAAGAAGACGGUUAUUCCAUCUUGUUUCUGAUGUAGUUGUCUACUUGAACUUCAGCUUUUCUUCCCUACAUAACUUUGGUCUAAAGUAUAACAUGUAUAACAUGAGUCAACCUUGAGGUGGAGUUGUGAGGUUUUCAGGUAACAUCUUUGUCUGAAUGUGAACAGUGAUAUAUGUCUGAAAGCACUGUUGUUUUUGACGCAUGCAGCAGCAGCAGCAGCAGCACAGUACCUGUGUGGGUCAGUGUGGAGCUCAGUGCUGCUUUCUGAACGUUUUCCUCCCAACAUGUCAGAAGACGUAGAACUGUUAAUGUUAAUUUACUGUACACUGAAGUAUAUUCACGGUGAAUAAUCCUCAUCUACGCGUAUGAAAUAUAAUCAAAGUAACAUUUAACUACUCUGUACAGCUUCAAGGAUCACCAUCAUCACCAUGUCCUCAGUAGUAUACCUCAGUCUGUCGUUGAGAGCAGGGAGCAGCUGGUUGGUGACCCAACCUUUAGCCAGAGGUGACAGGAACUGCUGACACUGAUCACCGGUGGAGCUGUGAGCUGAAAGGAAGCCAUAUAACUGGUCUGCAGGUUAUACAGCCCCUUCACACCUGCCAUAAAACCACAAUACACUGGGCCCCUCUCACUUUUUAGCAGUAAAUAAAGUCAAGAAUCUGUAGUUUCUUCAGGCACAAACAAGAAGGCCUGAUGUUUAAAACCUGAGCAGAAACAAAGGGAAACUAUUCACCAUCCAAAACUAAAACAUACACCUGCUAACACCACAGAUACAGAACAGUGAAGAACAGUGGUUCAUGAGGGAGAUAAAUAUUUGGUGGAGUGAUCAAUCAUGUUGUUGUUAGACUUCUGAUAUGGACCUUUGACUUUCAGAAUAAAAGCGGUGGGGUAUGAUAGUGUUAAGGUGAUGCUAACAUUGAAUCAAAACUGACAGAUGUAUUUUGACACACAACAGAACUUGGAUAUUAGCUAACAGGCUGUGACUCGCUUACUUUCAGUUUAUUAAGUACAGAAUAUGAGAUAUUAUUCUUCACUAUUUCUCGUGACAACAGUCGUCAGUCUGUGCUUUCAUUUCAGUUUCCCUGAGAUUUACGUUUAUCACACGUUUUAUAUUCAACAUUCAGACUCAGACUGAGGGAUGUGGAGGUUGUGGCGAUGGAUCGGAUGUCUGACUGUCAUGCUCCUGUUACAGUUAACAUUCAGCUCGCAGUACAUUAACCACAAUCUCUCAUUACCAUUAACCACACGAAGAGGUAGGAAGCAACGACUGAAAAAAAGUCAUCAAAUGAUUUUGCAGAAUCACUGACACUGAAUAGCAUCACAUUAUUUUCAAACUGUUUUUUACUGAAUUCUAAUUCUACAUUUUUACUCUCAAUGUCAGAUGUAUAUUCUUAAACUGCACAGCAGCUCAGCAGCUGUUCAACAGUUUAUUCAUCCAUUCACUCAGCUUAUCGAUGCAUGUUUGGAUUUCUGAUAUUUGUAUCAUAUGACACCAUAGAGCUCUGAAUACCUCAACAUUGCUGGUUUAAAACUCAGUUGUAUCAAGGACUGAAUGUAGCUCUAGGCGGACAGAUUCCUCUCAAAAAAAUCUACAUUUUAAAAAGAAAAAAUCUGUAAAAAGAAAGUGAAAUGAGCUGACUUGACUCUUAAAUAGCCAUCAUUACUUACCCACAUUAUCCUAUAAUUACCCUACUGCUCUCUUGCAGUUUACCCACAAAUAACAGAUUAUCAUCAGCAAAUAGUAACAUGAUGCUGGAUUCAUCUCCACAGGGACGUCAGAGGUCACAGUGAGCUGACAGGGAUUCAGUGUCACUGCUGCAGGGUGAAGUCAGGGAUGUUGAGCUCCUUUCAAACCUGGACUGUUGGUUGAUAAGUGUCCUGUUAUUUUGACGCCACGAGCUCAGCUACUCAGUAAAAAUGUAACACGAUCAGUCAGCUUUGAUUACAUUCAUGCUGUUUUGUAUUACACUGCACCCACACAACGAUGAACUUCAACAAAGGCUGUGUCCAAACCACCACCACCCCACCCCCGCUCUAACAAAU